Arabidopsis thaliana (thale cress) is the source of this 1266-nucleotide messenger RNA. RefSeq lists its product as uncharacterized. The transcript has a single exon. Bases 343 to 978 code for a protein of 211 amino acids. NCBI's taxonomy places the organism in Eukaryota, Viridiplantae, Streptophyta, Magnoliopsida, Brassicales, Brassicaceae. The record is from RefSeq and is marked reviewed.
AGUGGAUUGAAAUAAGUAAACAAAAGCUUAUGGAAAAUGGCCUAAUUAUGAGAAUCUACUGUAUUUUAAUAAUAUGUGAAGUGCUUAUUUAUUGGAAGAUUAGUAUGUUACAAGUAGAUAUAAUCUCCCCCUCCUGAGAGGAGUGACAGCUGAUGCAUGAUUCUCAAAUCCUGACAGGAACGUAACAAUCCGAAACAAAAACAACGAAGAAGAAAGAAAGAAAGAAAACAUAGUGGAAUCAGAAUCCGAUCCCUUUCUAACAUCACUCUUCCUUUUUUGAAAAACUUGUAAAAGUUUCCAACUUUCCUCUUUUCAACAAGUUGUAAUUUCUUCGCUUGUUGCAUGUUGAAACACGUUAUUCUGCAAUUAACAAAGAUAAAAUCACAUAGAUUUUGCAUUAUAAAAAGCUCGUUAAUGUCACUAUCUUCUCUGCACAGAUCACCUUUAGUACUUCCCAAGGUGACAUCCAUGGCAAAGAACUCAUCAUCACAGAGUAGUAGCAAGAAGAAGCAAGAAAACAGAGUGUGCGAGAAGAUCUUCAGAGCAGUGACUAGUCCUGUCCGAACCGUUCGUCGCAUCUCCACCAAAUCUUCACCAGCAGAGGCUGUUCGCGUCAAAUUUGCAGAGACAUCGGCUAGGCCUAGGGCAGCCAAACCCAUUACAAAGGUGGAACCGGUGAUCGCUCGAGUGGAUACUACGAUCAAAACGGACGAGAGGUUCACCGAGUAUAUAAAGAAAGCGAAGCUGAAGAUAAGGGCGAUGACGAAUGUCGGUGAUAUGAUGAAGGAGGAUGCGUGGGAGACAAGUGAUGAAACAGAUCAGACACGUCAUGAUCAUCUUCACCACCAUGUGCCUAUCUCUCACGUAGGUAGUAGUGGCCGGAGAUCAUCAGAUCAGUUCUCUGAGUACAUAAAGAAGGCAAAGAUGAAGCUCAGUUCCUCUUCCACCAUUGCUCGUGCUAACCCGACUUUCAAGUGAUGGAUUUCGACAAAUUAAUGAUUUGAAUAAUCCUCUGGCCUGAGAGAUUGAUAUAUAUGUAUAUGUUUUGUGGUGUGUGUUGACAAGUACGGACAUGGAUUUGUCGUUUUAAUGAAAACUAUAAUACUAGUGAUCAUUUUAAUAAUUUUGUUGUUACAUCGGUAGCGAGUGGUUUCUUUUCUUAAGAAUCAUUAUAUGGGCUGUGAAUGGGCCGCCAAAGAAGAGUCUGUUUAAGUUGAUAAAGAUGAUAAUAAAAUGAUAAUGAUGAGAAAGCUUGGAAUUAUAACG